UUGCGUCAAAUGCGGAACUUAUGCGUGCAUAUAGCCCAUUGCAGAUCUGUAACCGUUUUACCACAGAAAUGAGGAUGAGGUAAAACACAUCUCUAAUUCAAUCAACUGAAUGAGUUAAUAUGAUAAAAAAUCUUUCUACAGACAUUAGAAACUAACUUAAGUUUUUUUUUUUAAACCAUUCUGUGGUUUUCUGAAGUGGAUUUCAAAAACCAUGACAAACAUAAUCAAGAGUAAAUCAUCUCGUACAAUCUAAUAGAAGUAUAUUCUGAUAAAUAAUGAGCGUAAAAUAUUCUUAGAUUGACUGAUGUUUGAUGAACAGAACAUUAAUGUUACGUAAAGUGUAUGUGUGUGUGUUAAUAUCCAGAGUUUAUUAACAUAUUUCAGUGUCAAUAAAAAAACCUUGACUGGACAUUUGACUGGUAAAACUUGACGUGUGUAAUGCCGAGUGCAGUGUCUUCUGGUUUAUCGUGUCUUGAUCGUCGCACUGCAUUCAUCCACUCUGAAUGUGUUUUCUCACAGCUGUGGGUUAGUCGGUUUCAACUCUGAUCUGGUUUAUAUGUUAAGAUCGUGUACAUGGUCACACGCUGUGGAAAAUAUCAACGCAUCCGACCUCAGAUAUCUUUGUCUUCAUCGCUAAUAAAUGUGUUUGCUGGUGUCCUAUUUUUUUCUGCAUUAACACUUCUGCUCAGAUUCAUAGUAAAAUAUUUUAUUGGAUAUAAAUUAAACAACCACAGAAUGAGGACGGCGCAGCUUUUACUCUACUUUCUGCUGGUGUGUCAAACUACAGCGAGUUUAAUAGAUAAACAGGUGAAUUUAGGGGAAAAUGUGACUUUAGACUGUCAGAUUGAUGUAAAAGAGAUUUUUUGGUUUUUCCAGAAACAGACAGAUUCCCCAGUGGUGAUAAUGAGGACUUUCACAUCACAUUCUACAGUCUCUCAAUACUAUGAAGAAAGAUUCAAAGUCAAAUAUUCAUCACUAACUUUGAGCCGGUUAUUUAUUAGUAACAUAACUAUUGAUGAAUUAGGAAUAUAUUAUUGUGUAAAAACAGGCCCAGCUCUACAGCUCAGCAAUGGCACCAGACUUUACAUCUCUGAAUAUCUUCAAAAUCAGAAUCAGAAAGAAGUGAACAAUGACUCACAAAGUAUGAAUGCAGAGCAAACUCCGAUGAUUUUAUACUUCAUACUGAGCAUUGUGAUGUUUUUGGCAAUAAUAGGUGUAUUGCAGAUCAAACUUCAAGUGUGUAAGAAAACACACCAACAAUAUCAAGAUGAGGAACUGGAGCAGCUUUACAGCACAAAUGACGAAGAGUUUUCUGAAGUGGAGUUUCGUCUGUCCCGUUCGACCAACAAGACUUUUGGAAAAAAAGCCCAGGCAAACCUGAUCAAGAGUGAAUCCCCUCUUACAGUCUAACAGAAAUAUAUUCAGUAAAAUAUUAUUAGCUUGAUUGUUGUUUAUUUUAUGUUGACUGAUGUUAUAGAUUGUAUGUAUAAUACAAAA
Messenger RNA from Pimephales promelas (fathead minnow), 1497 nucleotides. The record is from RefSeq and is a predicted model, not a curated record. Lineage: Eukaryota; Metazoa; Chordata; Actinopteri; Cypriniformes; Leuciscidae.